AUGUCUAGACUGGUCUUAACUGGGGCAGGGACUGGAAAGGGUGGCGAUGGUGGACGCGGCGGUGGCGGGGGUAAGGAUGGGCAAGAUGGUGGUGGCGGGUGUAAGGAUGGAAAAGGAGGAGCUUGCGGUGGUAAGGGUGGUGCAGGUGGAAGCGGUGGUGGAGGUCGUGGCGGUGAUGGUGGCGGGAAAAGCAAGGAGAGCGGUAAUGAAAAUAAAAGCGAACGCGACAAGAAAGACGAUCAAAGACGAGGUCAAGAUGGCGAAGAUGGCGCUGGAAACGGGGGACGAGGUGGUCGUGGUGGUGGUCAGGAUGUUAGUCAGGGUGGAGAAGGUGCAGGGAAAAAGGGAUAG
This is a messenger RNA of Drosophila novamexicana, 351 nucleotides long. RefSeq names its product putative glycine-rich cell wall structural protein 1. The record is from RefSeq and is a predicted model, not a curated record. The transcript has a single exon. Bases 1 to 351 code for a protein of 116 amino acids. Lineage: Eukaryota; Metazoa; Arthropoda; Insecta; Diptera; Drosophilidae.